Messenger RNA from Cladophialophora psammophila CBS 110553, 2766 nucleotides. RefSeq names its product 3',5'-cyclic-nucleotide phosphodiesterase. The coding region runs from base 1 to 2766 and encodes 921 amino acids. NCBI's taxonomy places the organism in Eukaryota, Fungi, Ascomycota, Eurotiomycetes, Chaetothyriales, Herpotrichiellaceae. The record is from RefSeq and is a predicted model, not a curated record. The transcript is spliced from 7 exons. Gene Ontology annotation, molecular function: 3',5'-cyclic-nucleotide phosphodiesterase activity. Gene Ontology annotation, biological process: signal transduction.
AUGGACCCCUCCGCCUGUCGAGUGAUAUACAUUGACGAAAGAUUCAACACGGAAAGAUGGAUUUCUAGAGAGGGGCUGUCUCCUACAACGCCCGCAAGAGCAGGUUCGCAGGUGGAAUUCUCGGACCUGCCCCUCGACCUACAAACCAACGUCAACGCCUUUCUGACCGUCUUCAAUCAGGUGUAUGUAUGUAGCUCUGGAAGGGCGUUUUCCACAAAGUUGUCCGAACUUCACGACCAGGUCAAGCUCGACUGUACCCCGAUUCUCGCCUGUAUCGACGUUGGCUCCGAGUCCAAGCAUGAGCACACAAAGGCCAAACCGAGAUUCUUUCCGUCGUCCGACUCGCCAUUACCGUCCCCAAGCUUGCUGAGGAAGGAGAUCACCUUCUCCUCCGAAUCCGACGAAUCAUACGGUCUUCAACUUUUGUCUCGAAUAGCGUCCGACCUACAAGUUGAUGAAGGUGUCAAGUUGAUAAUACCGGUGGCAAUUGUGUCCCGCGCACCAUUUGGCCCGGAGUCCAAGCCCGUCGCAAUCCAAGACAAGUCCGAUAUUAUCGAUGCUCAAUUAAUGUUACAGUGUCUGGAUGCUGGCGCGCUGGACGUGGUAAAGAGCCCAUUGGACAAGGCUGGGAUAAUGGGUCUGACAGUCCAUGCUUACCGAAUAUACAAAAAUGCGAAAAAGGAGCAGGCAGGCUUCAUGGCCAUGGCGCGGAGGAAUCGCAAGCAAUCAUGGGUGGGUAUGGAAGAGGAGAAACCCUAUGCUUAUCUUCGAGAGGCCAUGGUGAAGAAGCUGCUCAAGGGAAUCUGUGAACCGCAAAAUAUCAUCGAAGACUACCAGCAUCGUGACCUGUAUGUGCAAGAGUCGCGAAAAGAGGCUGUUGCAGAAGCUGUUGGCCGCUGGGACUUUUCUGGACACGACUUUACAGAGGAUGAACUCGUCUACGCUGGUUAUUUUAUGCUCAACCAUUGCCUUCAGAUGGAAGAGUGUGAGCAAUGGAGCAUGAAUCAACGCGACCUCCUUCACUUCAUGCAAGGCUGUCGCAUAGCAUACAAUUCUUUCGUCCUCUAUCACAACUUCAGGCACGCUGUCGACGUCUUGCAAUCGGUGUUCUACUUCCUCCUCCAAAUAGGUACCCUGCCACCGUAUCCUGCUGGCGCCCAGCCAUCUCGUUUUGCAGACAAGAAAUCACCAAUUGCCCGCUUAUUAGGACCCUUUGAAGCUCUGACCCUCUUGGUCUCGGCAAUUGGACACGAUGUCGGUCACCCUGGGGUCAACAACAUGUUUCUGGUCAAAUUAAACGCACCUCUUGCACAACUGUACAACGACCAGUCCGUUCUGGAGGCCUUUCAUUGUGCGGCUUACUCUCAGAUUCUCCGACGCCACUGGCAUGCUGCAUUUCUGGACAAGGCUCUUCGGAAAUUGAUGAUCAGUACCAUCCUCGCGACGGACAUGGGUAUCCAUUCCGACUACAUGCAACAACUGGGCAACUUACAGGAGAAGAUUCACGAAAGCGGAGUGACUGAUGGAUGGUCCCCAAAAGACAUUGAUUGGGCGCGGACCUUGACUUGUGGAUUGUUGAUUAAAUGUGCUGACAUCAGCAACGUGGCGCGACCGUGGUUGGUGGCAGAGAAAUGGACCCAUUUACUACAGAAGGAGUUUGCCCAUCAAGGCGAAAUGGAGCAAGCCGUUGGAAUGGAGACGACACUCUUCGGCGGUCCGCCCGAGUUGGGCAACAUGCUGAAGCUGGCUAAUGGUCAAAUUGGCUUCAUGACCAUCUUUGCACAUCCGCUUUUUGCGAAUGUUGCCGACAUAAUUCCGGCCAUGCGGUUUGCCGCCGACGAGAUCCUCACAAACAAAGGCGUUUGGUUUACAAGAGCCGAGCACGAAAAGAAACUGCAGCUCAUCAAGAAGGGAACAGGGCAUGGUGAUGGUGGUUCAAUAAGCCCCAGAACUCAAAGCCCCGUCGGCCGAACGCAGGACUAUGGGAAGGAGAAGCACUUGCCAACUUCACCGCUCCGGGGUCGAGACGGGUCGCCAGACAAGCCUCACUCUGAAUCAGGACGUGGCCGGAAGAGUGGUAACACUACUCCACAGAACAGCUCUAGGCGGUCCUCGUUAGCAGCUGCGGCAGGCAUAGCUAUUUCGGCUGCUGAAGGAACCCCACGUCGUGGAUCAGCCUCGAAGCCCAACCAGAAUUUGAAGUUGUCAGAGCGGGAGCGGUCGGGAUCGGCGCUCGUCAACGGUGAACACAUUCCAAUGGAACUUACGCUAGAUGGCUCCCGCGGUGGUGAGAGAAAUAAUGACACCAACUCUAGCGGCACUCCGAGGCUAGCAUCAACAGCAAACGACGUCGGUGCAGAGUCUUUACAACCCCUCAAUGACAAAAGAAGAGACAAUGCAGUAUCAAUGCGUGCAGGGACAGAGGCCAUUCCACAGGAGGCUCUUGAACAGAGCAACGUAUCAGAUGCAGAGGCAAUGCAAAAAUUCAAUUUUGCCACCUCGAAGAAGGAUGAGCCAGUGCGGACGUACGAUCCCCAACAACAGUACAAUCCUUCACAUCCUGGUCUACGCGCAAGCGCACCAGCAAGCGACGUGGAGUCGAAAAAGCCUAAAGUCGACGCGAUCGACACGUCACCACCAGCGAGAUGGGCCCAGAGCGACAACACGUCGAGCGCUAUUCUGAGAGGAGGCGGCGACAAGAGCGAAGAAUUGAUAAGACUUCGAAACAGUCUUCAAGCCAUACGCAACCGGGCACAUGGGGAGUAA